AUGGCCCUGCAACCGUGCCGGACAAGUCUGCUGCGCAGCCGGCAAGCCGCGCGCGUGCUUUUCCCUUGCGCGCGCACGUACACCACGACAACCGCCACCGAGACGCCCGAAUCGUUCAAAAUUUCCGAGUCCCAGGAGUCGGCGCCGCGAUGGAGCCGCACGCCCGCGGGCAUGAAGGCGGCCCUGCCGAUGGACUUUGCCAAGAACCCGCGGAACAAGGUGUGGGCGGUCAACAACGACCCGGCGCGCCUGGACCAGAUGUACGAGCGGCUGCUCGGCCAGGGGGGCAGCAAGAUGCUCCCGGACGAGCUCAAGUGGCUGGCGGUCACGCACAAGAGCUUCGACCAGGGGCGCAGAGGCUUCAACGACCGAUUGGCACUAGUUGGUCGUAUGGCGCUCGACCUGGAGGCUGUCAAGGAUAUUGUGAGCCGGCCGGCGGACCCCAAGGCGCGGCAGACGGACGAGUUCGAUAGGGAAGCGUUUGAGCACCCGAAGCUCACGCCGGUGGAUAACUUGAAUGUGCACGACGCGCGCGACACGGUCGGCAAGGAGCAGCUGGCCGCGCUGGCCAGAUCGGUCGGCCUGGACUCCGCCGUGCGGUGGAAGCCCCGUCAGGUCGACAACCUCGAAUCGAGUGGCGUGGAAGUUGUACUCACCGGUGCCGUCAUGGCCAUUGUCGGCGCCGUCACGCUACAGCACGGAGGCGCCGUUGCGACUCAGAUCAUCCGCGAGCGCAUUCUGGCUAGAAUCCCGAAAAACUAA
This is a messenger RNA of Cordyceps fumosorosea ARSEF 2679, 762 nucleotides long. Its product is annotated as RNase III domain protein. The coding region runs from base 1 to 762 and encodes 253 amino acids. NCBI's taxonomy places the organism in Eukaryota, Fungi, Ascomycota, Sordariomycetes, Hypocreales, Cordycipitaceae. Gene Ontology annotation, biological process: RNA processing; mitochondrial translation. Gene Ontology annotation, cellular component: mitochondrial large ribosomal subunit. The transcript is spliced from 3 exons. The record is from RefSeq and is a predicted model, not a curated record. Gene Ontology annotation, molecular function: structural constituent of ribosome; ribonuclease III activity.